AUGACGACAGAGAAACGCACUGUUCAUUUGCCCAACGGUGGUCUUUAUGCAGAGAUGGCCUGGGACAAACAGGACUAUGGAAGGAUUGACGAACCGGUCGCAAUCCAAAUUGUUGCCAGUGGUGCGAGGUUCUCUGAAAUCUGUCGAGUAGAAGCCCCAUUCGCCCAACUGAGGGGAGAACUAAAUAAAUCGUAA
Molecule: messenger RNA, 195 nt
Organism: Opisthorchis viverrini
Lineage: Eukaryota; Metazoa; Platyhelminthes; Trematoda; Opisthorchiida; Opisthorchiidae
Exons: 1
Coding region: 1-195 (64 amino acids)
Source: RefSeq, a predicted model, not a curated record